AUGGCACAUGACCUGUAAACAGCCGCGAAAGUCAAUUCGACGUCCUGCAGGUCCUAGAUGCUUAUACCAUUCCGCUUCCGCACAUAAUCGAGUUGUUCUAGCAGACGCGCUCAUUCCGUCCCUCAGCUUGCCAUAUUGUUGACGGGCAUAAUGGAUGUCAGUACAGCUCAAGUCGCAUCUCUAAACUCACACUAAUCACCUUUCAGGUCUUCCACACCUACUCCCUCACAACCUCCGCCUACCUAACCCUACAAUCCCUCCCGCUUCUCCUCACACCUGGCCUCAUCAUCUCCCUCCUGGCCUCCGAGCCACGGCGCAUGACGGACCUAGAAGCAUAUCUCUGCCGCACCCUCGCCUUACUCCUCCUCGCCUUCGCAGCUCUGAACCUCCUCCUCUCCGGCAGCGUUCCGGUCGCAAAUAGCUGGGACAGCAUAGGCCACGCCACCCCCGCCGCCCCCGCCAACCCCGCCGAUGCGGAGGACAGGAAGGUCUCCGAUGCGUAUGCCGUCCCGACGGCGGUCGUGACGACGACUUAUCAUGCGGUCACGGCGUUUUACAUCUACAUGCACCUGACCUACCGCCGCUCCGGGUCUUUCGCGUUGUCGAGUGGGAUAGCGUUCAGUGCUGCCUUGUUCUGCUUCGGGAUCUGGGUGCUACUGUUCGGGAGUGAGAAAGGCCGGUUCAGCAAGAAGACAGGCGCGGACAAAAGGACGGGCAAUUUCCCGUUCGAAAACAAGGAGUCUGCGAGGGAGGUCAAGAAGGAGGCGAGGAAGGAGGACAAGGAGAAGAAUAGAAGUAGUCUUGGGAGUGGGUUUGGUAGAAGGAGUGUGGCUAGAGGGAAGGCAUGACUGAGACCCGGAUUCGUUUCCUCUUCAUCCUAAUGCCGAAUGUCGAAUGGUGGUAGUAGUGCGACAAGCUUUACCGCCCACUCAUUCCCAUCAACGCGCCCACCGCAUCCGCU
Molecule: messenger RNA, 961 nt
Organism: Baudoinia panamericana UAMH 10762
Lineage: Eukaryota; Fungi; Ascomycota; Dothideomycetes; Mycosphaerellales; Teratosphaeriaceae
Exons: 1
Coding region: 318-848 (176 amino acids)
Source: RefSeq, a predicted model, not a curated record